This is a messenger RNA of Chaetomium fimeti, 2519 nucleotides long. RefSeq lists its product as uncharacterized. The coding region runs from base 300 to 2282 and encodes 660 amino acids. Lineage: Eukaryota; Fungi; Ascomycota; Sordariomycetes; Sordariales; Chaetomiaceae. Gene Ontology annotation, molecular function: nucleic acid binding; exonuclease activity. The transcript has a single exon. Gene Ontology annotation, cellular component: nucleus. The record is from RefSeq and is a predicted model, not a curated record.
CCACAAAGGCCUUGCCGCCUUGCCUAUACCGUCCCUCCAGAUCCCAACCGCUUCGUUACAUUCACCACUACUUCCACUUCCCCCAACGCCUUCCUCGAUCUCAACACCAUCCUCAAAAAUACUCCUUUCGGGAUCAGCCACAGAAAGGAAAUACCCUGAGCCUGGUUCUCGUGUGUUUGUUCCCACUCUUUCCACCCAUGGUUUGCCUGAUACCUCUUCCACAACCACGUCUUCCUGGUGACCUGGUCACCGAUCAACCCAUCUGACUCAUUGUCAGAUAAUUUCCCAUCGUUGACGCGAUGGAUGCCGUUCUACGAAACUUCAAGUUGAUUCCCUGCCCCACAGGGGACAGCUGCACCAAGUCAAAUUGCCCAUGGCAGCACACCAGGGAUCAGGACUCUCCCACAGCCCAGGCGGGGGGUGGAGGCCAGGACGAAGACGGGCCACGAAAGCGUCGAAAGGUCUCUUCUGAGCCUGCGCCUGCCCCAGCGCAGCCCAUAUCGACAAAACCAGAGCCUUCCUCCACCAAACAGCCAGUUUCACCCCCGCCCUUGAAGCGAAAGGUGCCUCCGCUUCCAUGUCAUCCAGCUCCUCCAGCUCCGGUCACAAAACCAGCCGAGCCAUCACUGGGAUCGGUCACAUCUUCCACGUCAACAACAAAGGCUAACCAAGAUGUCACGCCUCGAAAGGCCACACCCCAACACACUACGCCACAAAAGGUCACACCCAGGAAGCCUGAGACGCUCAACCCCCGCCACCUGAAGUCGGCGGCCCCAGCAGCCCAUGACUUUCGAUAUAAGGCCCUCAAGCUCCUCCAUGACCAGUUCCACCGUCUCAACGAGGAGCUCAAGAAAGACGCCAAAGACGACGAGAAGAUGCUCGUUCUAUCAGCCCAGGAGCUCAUCUGGCUAGCACUGGACGAGGAGCAGAAAAUGGCAACCGAAAAGCCGUCUAUCUACCAGAACGUUAUUAAAAAUCGCAUCAUGGUCUAUAAACGAAUGACCCCUGGCCAGUGGCGGGACGAGCGCGUCGCCGAGCGCCAAAAGAACCAAACCCCGGCGACGCCAGGAUCGAAGACGCCCAGAAAACCGGCCCUUGGCCCUCCCAAAAUCGUUGAGACGGGCCUCACCCCCGAGCAAGAGGUCGAGUUCCUCACUCACCUACGCACACCGAUCGAUAAGCUCGCCCAGUGGGGGUAUGUUCCGACCUCCCCGAGUGAGGAGGAGGUCACCAAGGCACGCGAAGGGGAAGAGGCCUCGCUAGGAUACGAAGUGUGCGAUCGCUGUAGGACUCGUUUCCAAGUAUUUCCCGGCCGCCGCGAGGAAGACGGGGCCUUGACGUCGGGAGGCAAAUGUCUCCAUCAUCCCGGCCGGGCAUACUAUCCGGAGCGGACACUCGGCGACUUCGAUAAACCCGCUAGGCGGUACCGAUGUUGCCAGCAGGUGGUGGGGGAGUCGUCGGGCUGUGCGAGUGGCAACACUCACGUCUUCAAGACAUCGUCUCCAGCGCGGCUGGCGUCCCUUAUCCCCUUUGCCGAAACGCCAGCGAAUCCCCUAGCGCCCAAAGACCGCGCCGUCUGCUUCGACUGCGAGAUGGGCUACACAGUUCGCGGGAUGGAGCUGAUCCGCCUGACAGCUACUAGCUGGCCCGACGGUGGGGAGCUGCUGGACGUCCUCGUCCGACCUGUCGGGGAGAUCCUAGAUCUCAACUCGAGGUAUUCUGGCGUAUGGCCCGAGGACAUUGUCAACGCCGAGCCGUGGUCGGCUGAGAAGAGUGCCCAAGAUCAAACGCAAAAGCAGGAAGAGGAGCGUGCAGUCAAAAGAGCGGACCCAAAAUCGAGAAAGAAGAUGCAAAUCGUCUCGUCGCCCAUCGUAGCACGCGAUCUGCUUUUCGCCCUCAUCUCACCCGACACCCCCGUCAUCGGCCACGGUCUGGAAAAUGACCUCAACGCAGUCCGCAUAAUCCACCCGACUCUGGUCGACUCCAUCCUGUUGUACCCCCACCGCCGGGGCCUACCGAUGCGUCACGGCCUCAAGAUGCUCAUGGAGACACAGCUCAACAAAGCGAUCCAGGUGGAAGUUGAGGGUAAGGCCAUGGGCCAUGACAGCGCCGAGGACGCCCGUGCUGCUGGGGAGUUGGUGCGGCUCAAGGUGCAGGAGAAGUGGAGUACCAUGAAAGGCCAGGGCUGGAGUCUGGUGGGCGGGCAAUUUGUGCCGCCCAAGGGGGCCAAGGAGGGCGUGCUGAGCGAGGCGUUUAUCGAGGAAGGCUGGGUGCUUAUGUAGCUUCGGUUCUCAGUUUUGGCAUGCAGGCCGCUUGGGGCGCGAAAGGCGGAGAGGUUGAGGCGAGGAAUCAACGAUUCUCGUGGGUUUGAGGUUGCCUAAGGGGGAUGCCCUGCGUGGGUGCCUUGGGUGGGUGGAAUCUGGAGAGCCCCGCAUAGACUCCAUCACUCCUGCAUAUAGGCAUAACUGGAAGUGCGUUAUCAGCGGUCAUUGUCGGUUCCGGGUGGUUGUAACAAACUG